Molecule: messenger RNA, 1793 nt
Organism: Ectocarpus siliculosus
Lineage: Eukaryota; Phaeophyceae; Ectocarpales; Ectocarpaceae
Source: the annotation of a GenBank genome assembly
AUGGUCCGGACCAUCGUGUUCGUGGUCCUGAGAAUACGGGCAGUGGCGGCUGGGCUGGGGGCUAUGCUUGGGCUGGGUCGAUGGACCAAGAAGAGUUCUUCCUCGAACCAAUCGCUGUUUAGCUCCGCCGGCGGCAAGAAGAAGGCGGCGGCUGGGAAGUCGCGGGGUCGGCGCGCGACAGCGUUCUCGCGGCUGUUCAGGAAGAGGACCGCCACGCUGCUGGUGGUGAUGCUCUUCGUGCUGGCGAUGGGCUUCCGUUCUGCGGGCACGCCUGCCGUCACCGAGGUGCCCAUGUCCACGUUCAUGCAGCUAAUGGAGGGGAAACGCGGCGCCGACGUCGUGGAAAGCGUCCGAGUGUCGAAGACCGGGACGAUGUUCUUCAAGAUGAACGGCAAGGAGUGCUACACGUUGCCGUUGAGGGUAAGCAAGGAAGUCUUCAAGGCGCUCUGCAACAGCGGCAUUCCCUUCAGGGCUUCCAAGUCGCCGCCGGGGCUUUCUUUCAUCUUCCCGGUUGUCUACCUCCUGGCCGUCUACUACUUCAUCGUCAAAAGGGGGCAAGGGAGCAUGGUCGGGUCCACGGGAAAACUUGCGUCGUCGACGGAGCUCGAUACCUCUCUCACGUUUGGGGACGUGGCGGGGGUCGACCAGGCCAAGAGUCAAGUGCAGGAGCUUGUGUCGAUGAUCAAGAACCCGGCGCCUUUUAUUGCCGCGGGUGCUCGGUUACCGAGCGGUCUGUUGAUGGUGGGACCGCCCGGGACGGGGAAAACGCUCAUGGCUAGAGUCAUGGCAGCGGAGGCAGGGGUUCCGCUUCCGCCCCCCAGGCGAUUCCGAGGGGUGGGAGGUUAUCUGCUAAUUGGGAGAUUGCCCAAGUUUUACUACUGCUCCGGGUCCGACUUUGUUGAGAUGUACGUUGGGCGCGGUGCGGCCAGGGUACGAAAGUUGUUCGUCAAGGCGGGCAAGACGGCGCCGUGCAUCAUCUUCUUGGAUGAACUCGAUGCCUUGGGCAAAGAGCGCUCCGGCACCGGAGGGCGACAGACUAACGACGAAGCGGAGCAGACCUUGAACCAGCUGCUGGCUUGCAUGGACGGCCUCGACACCAACAACAACGGGGUCAUGGUCAUCGCCGCCACCAACCGCUACGACGUGCUCGACAACGCCCUCACCAGACCCGGCAGGUUUGAUCGCAUCGUGCGGGUCGACGUGCCGGACGCGGCGGGCAGAGAAGCGAUCCUGAAGGUCCACACGAGAAAAAUGAAGCUCGAAGACGUUGACGUGCUACGGGCGGUGGCGGAGCUUACACCCGGUCUUGCCGGGGCGGAGCUGGCCACGAUCGCGAAUGAGGCUGCCAUCUCCGCCGCUCGUAGAGGGUCGCAGCAGUUGCUCGAGACAGACUUCUUGGAGUCCGUUACAAACUUUUACGUCUCCCGAAAGAAGGGCGUUGCCGGCCUGCAGAACAUGUUCAAGGGCAUGCUGACAUAGACCAGGAUUAUAGAGAAGAGGUGUUUCUUUCGCUGUAGAAAUACGAUGGACACGCCGAGGGAUGUUAGAGUUCAAGUUUUGUCGACUCGGCGGGGGUCUUCUAUUGCUGAGGCAUCGCCUAUUUUUUUUUUGUUUGGCGCGGGUGAUGGAGCCCGGCGAGCAUCUCCUACGAAGGGGUUGAGCCUUGGUAAAUUUCGUGUUGAGGAUAGGCGUUCGUGUGGUCGCUUUUCGAUUGCAAAUGACGUGGCAAGUAUUCAUGACGUUAUCGUUUCGGAAGCUGUGUUCGGUUGUAAGGUCGGUCGUUAAUUUCCCGC